AUGGAUAAGUCAUUUCAUAAUCUUAAAACUAAAUCUUUGAUUUCUCAAAAGAUUACUCCUUAGAAAAAACUGUCAUUGAAUUAUAUGGAUAUACAUAAUUUCUAAUUUGAAUGGAUCUGUUUAGAUGCUUAUGAAUAGAAAGUAAUGAAUCAAAGUAAUUCUAAUCCAUUCUAAUACUCUUACUAUGAAUAAAUGUAAUGGUUCUAAAAUUAUCAUUUACAUUUCUAAUAUCCUCUCAAAUUAGAUCAUAUCAAUGUAAAUAGAUUAUAUAUAAUAUAGACAUAAGAAUCCUUGAGACAUCAUUCUAUUUGUGAAUUGAAAAGAAAUAGUCUUUUAUGUUGGUUGGGUUAUGUUUUGGGUUCUUAUGAUAACACUUCAAAUGAAACAUAUUUUUUAACCAUUUCCAUUUUUGACAAAUUCCUCUAACAAUAUCCAUUUAGUCUUAGCAAUUAAGAACUUUUAAGUCUUGGUAUUAGUUGUUUGAGUUUGGCUUCUAAAUAAAAAGAUAUCUAUUGUUUGACUUCAUAAUAACUUGUCUAAUUAAGUGGUGAAAAAAUAACUGAAGAUUAACUUGCAAAAUGUCAAUUUUAAAUCUUAUAAACUAUAUAAUAUCAAAUAGAAAUACCAAAUUAUUUUUCAAAUUUCGAUUAUUUAAUGAGAGACUUAGAAUUUAGAUAUUAUAAAGAAAAAAUGUUAAAUAUUAUUGAUAAUUCAUUGAUAAAAAUGAAAUUAUCAGCUAUAUAUAAAUGUACUCUUAAUUUAUUAAGAUUUGUCUCAUAACAUUAUGACACAACUAUAUUUUAUUAAAGUACGAUUGCUUUUAGUUGUAUUUUGUAUACAAUUAAGAGGAUGGAAUUAUUAAAUUUUAUAAUGCUAGAAGAUUUAAGUAAAAUAUUAGUAUAAAUUUAAAUUGAUUAAGAGAUUGUGAAUACGGAAAUAGCUUUAAAAUAUAUUUAUAGACUUUGCUAAAAUGAUUUGAGUUAAAAACAAUAAGAAUUCUUAUCAUAAACAGAUUUUAAAUAUUGA
Molecule: messenger RNA, 1026 nt
Organism: Paramecium sonneborni
Lineage: Eukaryota; Ciliophora; Oligohymenophorea; Peniculida; Parameciidae
Source: the annotation of a GenBank genome assembly